CCAUUUCUGUGUUAAAAAUCAGAUCUUUGGACAGAUUAGAUAUAGGAGAACCCAUUUCUCUUGAUAUCAGAGAGAGAGAGAGAGAGAGAGAGAUUUGACCGAAGAAAAAAAAAGAAGAAGGGGGGGAAGAGACCAAAAAAGCUGAGCUUUUUGGUACAACUGUUGAGGUACAGGGAAGAACACCUCAUCUAUCUUUCUUUUCCCACCCUUUUUUUUUCCGGUGGAGUUGUUAGUUUGUUUGGAUUUCCGCUAGAUUUCUUUUUGUUAUAUAUGUGUGUAUGUUUUUUUUGAUAUGACAAGGCCAGCGUUUGCACAGCUUGUGAGGAUUCCAUGGGAUUUGUUUGUUAGGAUCCGGCUACGCUCCACCCCCACCACCCCCCCCCCCCUCCUUCUUUCUUCUUUCUUUCUUGUUGGUGGUUGAGUCUUCUGUGGAUGUGAACGGUUUGCUGUCCCUUCCGGCUAUUAUUUUAAUAGUGCAGUUCCGUAACAGUCAAAGUUAGGUGAUCAAGAUUUUCUUUUGACUUUAUCCCGUUCUUUAUGCCAUGUUUCCCUUAUAUAUGGCGGGCGACGAUCUGUUUCUCACCCACCACUUUGUGUGGUUUUCUUCGAGUUUCCUUUUAACACAAGGUAGCAAAGACUGCCACCCGGCUUUUAUUGUGUGUAGAAGGAUUUACCCAGGAGGCUGUACAAUCUUAUCCGGGGUUAUUGCUUUGUCUUCCAUGGAAUUUUUAUUGGACCCCCUUAUGGAGAGGGAGAAAUCGUGGGAAUCCUAUUCGACUUCCUCCAGUCGAAGUGAGGCUGUGGAAUUUAAACCAGUUUCUGAAGACAGCGAUGUCCAGGAUGGAGACACAUUGGUUUCCUUGGACGCAAUCCUGCCGGAUGACCUCCUGGAGAAAGUCCUCUCCUUCUUGCCCGUUGUGAGCAUAAUUCGAUCGGCGUCCGUGUGCAAAAGAUGGUACGGUGCCGUGCACUCGGGAAGGUUUUCAUGGACCAGCAUGUUACCCCAGAAGCCAUGGUACUUCAUGUUCACUUGCAGCGAGGAUGCUGUGGCUGGCUAUGCCUAUGAUCCGAGCCUUCGGAAAUGGUAUGGCUUCGACUUCCCUUGCAUCGAGAAGAGCAGCUGGUCCGCCUCUUCCUCCUGUGGACUAGUUUGCUUCAUGGAUGGCGAGGACCGGAGCCGGAUAUUUGUCUGCAACCCGAUCACUAGAGACUGGAAAAAACUUCAGGGUGCUCCGGGUGGGAAGUACCCGGACUACAGUGCGCUCGCCGUCUCCGUGGACCGGAAGUCUCACAGCUAUACCAUCGCAGUUGCCAAAUGCAAGCAGGUGCCCGAGGAUUAUUACCAGUGGGACCUGUCCAUCCAUGUCUAUGAGUCGGAGGGUGAAUCCUGGGUCACUCCCUUCAAUGAAACUCUGGUGGGAUGGAGGGGAGGUGAUGAGUGCGUGAUCUGCGAUGGAGUUCUGUACUACCUGAUCUACUCGACUGGUGUUUUGGGAAAUGCCGAGCCCCGGCAUUGCUUAGUUAUGUAUGAUCUCUCAGGGAGAUCAUCGCACAUGUCUCUGAUGCGCAUGGCGGUGCCGGCACCCUGCUCCUUGACGUGUGGCCGGCUGAUGAACCUCAGAGAUAGGCUGGUUAUGGUCGGCGGGAUUGGGAAGCACGACCGGCCGGGGAUUAUCAAGGGGAUCGGCAUAUGGGAGCUUCACGAGGAGCAAUGGCGAGAGGUUGCUCGAAUGCCCCGGAAGUUCUUCCAAGGAUUUGGUGAGUUCGAUGAUGUCUUUGCAAGCAGCGGCGCCGACGACCUCAUCUACAUACAGAGCUUCGGGUCCCCGGCACUGCUUACUUUCGACGUGAGCCAGAAACUGUGGAAGUGGUCGGCCAGAAGUCCCGUGACCAAGAGAUUCCCCCUCCAGCUCUUCACCGGUUUCUGCUUUGAGCCGAGGCUUGAGAUUGCUUCUUGACUUGUUUAGCUUUAUUGCCGCUUACUAGGUACAUCACAAAAAAUCAUGCUGCAUUUUUCUUUUUGGAUCCACUGAAACAAUUUCAUUGGACCUGAGGGUUAUAUAGAAAAUCUUCAUUUUAUAGAGAAAAGCAUAUCCGAGGAUGUUGUUGUUGAUCGUUUUUUCUUUCUUUUCAUAUAUUUGUGGGGAUUUCUAGCCUAUAAUGUGUUUGGAAGGGUUGAUCUGAAGAAAAGCAAAAAGUGCUGUCACACGUUUCCCGAGUAGGUUUCUUCAUGUUAUUUCAUCUGUAAUGACAAACUAAUCUCUCUUUUGCUGUCCUUAUGACCCUACUUUGCUUCUUUAUGAUAUGA
Molecule: messenger RNA, 2308 nt
Organism: Phoenix dactylifera (date palm)
Lineage: Eukaryota; Viridiplantae; Streptophyta; Magnoliopsida; Arecales; Arecaceae
Product: F-box/kelch-repeat protein At3g61590-like
Molecular function (GO): protein binding
Source: RefSeq, a predicted model, not a curated record